GCUUACGAGUUCCAAUUUUCCACAAGCAGCUUUGCCAACUACAGAUUCUAAUUUCGUUUCUCUCUGAUUUUGCAAAGCAAUGGUGGUUGCACAGAAGGUGGAGGAAUCCGAGAUCACAGAGCAGGAUUCUCUUCUGCUCACAAGGAAUCUCUUGCGCAUUGCUAUAUUCAACAUCAGCUACAUCAGAGGUCUUUUCCCUGAGAAGUAUUUCAAUGACAAGUCUGUUCCAGCUUUGGAUAUGAAGAUAAAAAAGCUAAUGCCUAUGGAUGCUGAAUCACGUCGACUCAUUGAUUGGAUGGAGAAAGGCGUGUAUGAUGCUUUACAGAAAAAAUAUCUGAAAACACUCUUGUUCUGUGUCUGUGAGGCAGUGGAUGGUCCAAUGAUCGAGGAAUAUGCGUUUUCAUUCAGUUACUCUAAUUCUGACAGUCAAGAGGUGUCAAUGAAUAUAAAUCGCAGUGGGAAAAAGAAGGGAGGGACAUUCAAGUACAACUCCAAAACAGAGAUAACUCCUAGCCAGAUGAGGAGUUCGGCAUGUAAAAUGGUUCGCACACUAAUUCAGCUAAUGAGAACUCUGGAUAAGAUGCCAGAAGAGCGCACUGUACUGAUGAAGCUCCUGUAUUAUGAUGAUGUCACGCCAAUGGAUUAUGAGCCCCCCUUUUUCAGAGGCUGCACAGGAGAGGAAGCUCAUAAUCCAUGGAAUAAAAAUCCCUUGAAGAUGGAAGUUGGCAAAGUCAAUAGUAAACAUUUAGUACUCGCUCUGAAGGUAAAGAGCGUGCUUGAUCCUUGUGAAGAUGAAAACAAUGACAAUCAAGAUGACGAGGAGAGCUUAGGAGCUGAUUCUCUCCAAAAAGAUCAAUACAGUGAAUCUGACAGUGAGAUCAGCAAUUCAGAUGAUGAUCAAUAUAUUGUAGCACCUGCACAGAAACAGCAAUUUCAAGAAGAUAAUGGAGCAAUUGAUGAAGAUGAUACCCAGGAUCCAGUGGAAGAUGAACUGCAGCUGGAACGGGUAAAGGAUUGGAUCAGCUCAUACCACCUUGACACAGUUGAGCUUACUGAUGUCCUCUCAAUUUUCCCUGACAUCUCAGUGGUCUUGAUUGAAGAAAUUAUGGACAAGCUCGUGAAGGAAGGUUUAAUAUCAAAAGCUGAAGAGGAGAGCUAUGUCAUUAACAAGAAAAAGAAAUUUGACUACGAGUUUGAUGCUGUGAAAGAAGAAGCCGAUGGGCAAGUGGUACCACAUGGAAAAGCUGGGACUGUGAGUGUAGAUCACAUGUACAUGAAGGCUUUAUAUCAUACUCUUCCAAUGAACUACAUAACUGUAACAAAGCUACAUAAUAAACUUGAAGGUGAGGCCACCCAGACUAUGGUGAGGAAGCUUAUCGACAAAAUGACCCAAGAUGGGUUUGUUGAGGCCGGUAGCAACCGUAGACUCGGCAAGCGUGUUAUCCACUCUGAUAUUACUAGGAAAAAGCUGGUCGAAGUCAAGAAGCUCUUAAACAUAGAUGCCAUGGAUUUGGACGUGAAGGAAUCACUGAACAAGUCUAACCAUCCAGAAUCUGAGAUUAUUGCUGGUAACAAGAACAAGGACUUGUCCACGUGCGGUGGCCUGCACUCAAUUGGAUCAGAUAUCACACGGACAAGAGGUCGAUCUGACGCAUAUGUGAGUGACUCUACCAGGACUGACCAGGCUAUUGCCAAGAAAAGAGAACAUGGUGGGAAUACGCCCACUAGCAGGGCCGAGCCAGCAGCUUCAAGAGAAAGUUUUGUGCCUGGGGUUGAUGACGGCAGAGCUAAUGGAAAUACCAACAACGGUGAUGCAAUGGACAUAGUUAUGGAAAGCAGGUCAACCCAAGACAAAUGUUUGAGGAAAACAAGCACGGUCAAAGAGCCCAUCCUGCAAUACACAAAGCGCCAGAAAUCUCAACCCAUAUGAAAGUUAUCAUGUUUGGUCCUACCGACUGAUUUUCUUCCUAGUUCUCCCUUCCCUGAUUGUUUAAUCAGUUUUACACCGUUUUUCUUUAGAAACCAUUUAGCACAAGAAGGAUCCAUAGCAAUUACGACUCUUUAUCCUUCUUUUUGCCCAUUAAUUGCACUUGAAAUUGGCAACAUGCCCCCUUUGACAUGGUACGUACGUGGAGCAUUUCAACUUGCGGCGUUGUCUUGUGGGCUGAUCCAAGAAAUAGUGUCGGCCGUCAGUCAAUUUAGUAUUUGGCUUUGGUCACUUAAAGUAAACGAUAGUACCUCCUCUCUUGACUGAUCUAUCAACGUAAAACGAGCCCUGUUGAGAUAGACUGGUUGAGGUUAAUGAAUCACUUCUAAUUUGCCCGACUUUCCCUAGUCGAAGUCUGUUGGUGCAACUUCCAUAUUUUUCGUUCGUUUUUUUUUCCUUUUUCUUGGUUUCAGAACUAAGCAUUUGGGCAAUCCGGAAAUAAUGGAGACGCGAAAGGCUUAAAUCAUACAUCAGAA
Molecule: messenger RNA, 2463 nt
Organism: Sesamum indicum (sesame)
Lineage: Eukaryota; Viridiplantae; Streptophyta; Magnoliopsida; Lamiales; Pedaliaceae
Gene: ASY1
Product: DNA-binding HORMA family protein
Molecular function (GO): protein binding
Source: RefSeq, a predicted model, not a curated record